AUGGCAGACAGCGGCAAGAUGUUGGAGGUUGCUGCUCACUCCCGGGUCGUGCCCGUUCAGACUCCCGCGCAGUCAAAGCCGAAGCAGCUGCAUUACCCGUUUUGGUUUGGGGGUUCGGCCUCAUGCUUUGCUGCGUCCGUGACGCACCCGUUAGAUUUAGGUAUGCUCUUACCCCCUCAAUUACGUACUACUCGCGCGCCCGAUGCGCCGAAGACUAUGGUCGGGACGUUUGUACACAUCCUGAAGAACAAUGGCUUCACAGGGUUAUAUAGUGGUUUGUCAGCCGCGAUGCUACGUCAAAUCACAUACUCCACAACGCGUUUCGGUAUCUACGAAGAAUUGAAGUCGCGCGUUGCUUCCACCUCAGACCUCGCCGGCGCACCAAGCCUGGUUACCCUCAUUGGCAUGGCCUCCGCCUCAGGAUUCAUCGGCGGCAUAGCAGGCAACCCAGCUGAUGUGAUGAACGUCCGCAUGCAACACGAUGCAUCCCUCCCUCCCGCCCAGCGACGCAACUACCGAAACGCAAUCCAGGGAAUCAUCCAAAUGACCAGGACAGAGGGAUUCAGUUCUCUCUUCCGCGGAGUGUGGCCUAACUCCACCCGCGCAAUCCUCAUGACUGCCUCGCAGCUCGCUUCUUACGAUACAUUCAAGCGCAUGUGUAUUGAGAAGGUCGGCAUGGCGGAUAAUCUGGGCACACACUUCACAGCCUCGUUCAUGGCUGGGUUCGUUGCUACGACUGUCUGCAGCCCCGUGGACGUGAUCAAGACUCGCAUUAUGACGGCUUCUCAUGCAGAGGGCGGUGGUCAGACCAUUGUUGGUCUUCUGCGUGAUAUCUGCCGCAAGGAAGGCCUGGGAUGGACUUUCCGUGGCUGGGUGCCAAGCUUCAUCCGUCUUGGUCCCCAUACCAUUGCUACUUUUCUCUUCCUCGAGGAGCACAAGAAGCUCUACCGCAAGCUGAAAGGCAUUUGA
Molecule: messenger RNA, 969 nt
Organism: Penicillium egyptiacum
Lineage: Eukaryota; Fungi; Ascomycota; Eurotiomycetes; Eurotiales; Aspergillaceae
Source: the annotation of a GenBank genome assembly